Molecule: messenger RNA, 1551 nt
Organism: Salvelinus sp. IW2-2015
Lineage: Eukaryota; Metazoa; Chordata; Actinopteri; Salmoniformes; Salmonidae
Source: RefSeq, a predicted model, not a curated record
GUGAAGCUGGAAGACUGCAGUCAAACACUGGAGCUGAAUGUCAACAUUAAAGAUGAAGAAGAGGAGGAGGAGAUUGGGAAGUCUGUUAGUCAUGGCCGACUCAGGUCAAGUCUGAGGCCGGUAACAUCAACAGUGAGAACAGACUCAGGCUGCCUCUCUCCUUCCACACUGAGUCCAAACCUACAGUCACUGGGUCCUGAUUGUGACAGUGCAGCCCAGUUUACACUGCAGGAUCCAGAGAUGGCAUCAGUGAAGCUGGAAGACUGCAGUCAAACACUGGAGCUGAAUGUUGACAUUAAAGAUGAAGAAGAAGAGGAGAAGAUUGGGACAUCUGUUAAUGAUGGAGACCAUGUUGAGACAUUCUCUACAUCCAGAGAGCAACAGCAGGAAGRUCACAGAGCUAAGAGGUCUCACCACUGCCCACAUUGUGAGGAGAUUUUCCCAAUUCUAUCAAAGCUAAAAAUACACCUAAAAAUGCAAAGAGGAGAGAAUCUGUAUUCCUGCACUGCCUGUGAGAAGAGCUUCACAACAUCAAGGGAUCUGACAGUUCCAGAGCACACUGGAGAAAAGCCUUACUCCUGCACCGACUGUGGGAAAUGCUUCAAUAGAUCAUCUAAAUUAACCAUUCAUCAGAGAGUGCACACAGGAGAGAAGCCUUACUCCUGCUCUGACUGUGGAUCGAGUUUCUCCCAAUAUGGCCACUUAAAAUCACACCAACGUAUACACACCGGAGAGAAGCCAUACUUCUGCGCUGACUGUGGGAAUAGCUUCACAACAUCGAGGGCUCUGACAAUUCACCAGAGAGUGCACACAGGAGAGAAGCCUUAUUUCUGCUCUGAUUGUGGAAAGAGUUUCUCCCGAUUGGAUACCUUAAAAAAUCACCAAUUAAUACAUGAAGGACAGAAGCCUUACUCCUGCUCUGACUGUGGGAAAUGCUUCAUUAAAUCAGCUAAAUUAACCAUUCAUCAGAGAGUGCACACUGGAGAGAAGCCUUACACCUGCUCUGACUGUGGAGAGAGUUUCUCCCGAUUGGAUGCCUUAAAAAGUCACCAACUAAUACAUAAAGGACAGAAACCUUACGUCUGCUCUGACUGUGGGAAGAGUUUCUCUCAACUGGGCAACUUAAAAACCCACCAACGUAUACACUCAGGAGAGAAGCCAUUCUCCUGUUCUGACUGUGGGAAGGGAUUCUCCGUAUCGGGCAACCUAAAAACCCACCAACGUAUACAUAAAGGAGAGAAGCCAUUCUCCUGCUCUGAUUGUGGGAAGAGUUUCUCCAUGUCAGGCAACUUAAAAACCCACCUACGUAUCCAUAAAGGAGAGAAGCCUUACUCCUGCUCUGACUGUGGUAAAUGCUUCAAAACAUCAGCGGARGUAAAUGUUCAUUGGAGAACACACACAGGAGAGAAGCCUUACUUCUGUGACUGUGGGAAAAGUUUCUCCAGGUUGAAUACCUUAAAAACCCACCAACGUAUACACACAGGCGAAAAGCCAUUCUCCUGCUCUGUCUGUGGGAAGAGUUUCUCUGUAUCAUGCAACCUAAAAACCCAC